Molecule: messenger RNA, 1799 nt
Organism: Plectropomus leopardus (leopard coralgrouper)
Lineage: Eukaryota; Metazoa; Chordata; Actinopteri; Perciformes; Serranidae
Gene: rgp1
Product: GP1 homolog, RAB6A GEF complex partner 1
Source: RefSeq, a predicted model, not a curated record
GUAGCAGGGAUGCUAGCUAAUCAGACGAGCAAUGCUUAGCUCUGCUCGAAAGACCGUCAAAUGUCAUAUUGUUUUAUUAGAGAAGUGAAUUUAGGAACACAGGGGGAUAAGGCAACGUGACUGUGUUGUCGAAGGAUCGUUUAAAACCAAGAUGAUCGAGGUGGUGGCCUCCAUGGCCCGGGGCCCCGUGUUUCUCGCCGGGGAGCUCAUGGAGUGUCUCAUAACUUUCACCAACCCGAUGUCUCACCUUUCCACCUCUGCCAGCAGUGAGAUGCUGGCUUGGGCCAGUGCUCAGAUCCACUGCCAGUUUCAUGCCAGUGAGACCAGAGUGGCCCUGCCGGCUCAGGGUAACAAACAGGACGUCCAGGCUGAGAGCAACACAGUGCUCAUACCAAGCAGAGGAGAGCGAGGUCAGUGUGUGCUGGACACACCACCCAAGAUACUAUUCUGUGACCUGCGGCUAGACCCCGGGGAGAGCAAAACCUAUUCAUACAGUGAGAUCGUACCCAUCGACGGUCCUCCUAGCUUCCGUGGUCAGGCGGUGAAGUACGUCUACAAACUGACCAUCGGCUGCCAGAGAGUCAACUCGCCUAUCAAACUGCUCAGAGUCCCCUUCAGAGUGCUCGUUCUGCAAGGCAUGCCCGAGCCUCCGUUCCCUCAGGACGAGGAGGUUUCCCCCUCCAACCCGUUCCUGGAGGAAGAGGAAUCGAGCCGCAGGGAUGCUCGACCUUUGGAGAGAGCGCUGGACAUGCUGAUGGUCACCACCUCACGACGCUGCCCCCACAUGUUUAAUAUCACCAACAUGCGCGGGAAAGUGGCAAAGUUCUGCAUCUUCAAGACUGUGUACCGACUCGGCGAGGACAUCAUCGGCACAUUCAACUUCUCAGAGGGAGACAUUCCCUGCCUGCAGUAUUCAGUGAGCCUUCAGAGCGAGGAGGAGAUCCAGCCGCAGUACCAGCGGCGCCCCGGACAGGUCAUCAGUGUGACUGGACACGGACGACACAUGGAGUCCUGCCUCCACACCGCCUCCAGCCACUUCUCGCUCCCCAUCCCCCUCAACGUCACGCCGGGUUUCAGCACAGACAUAGUGAUCCUGAGGUGGCGCCUUCACUUUGAGUUCGUCACCGCCCGAGAGCCCAUGGAGCCGCCCACAGUUCUGCAGAACCAAUCAGAGGUCACAGUUUGGGCGGGGGCGGAGAAUGUCGAUGUGGAUACCUUCAGCUGGGAUCUGCCAAUCAAAGUCCUGCCCACCAACCCGGCCCUGGCGUCCUACAUGUCCCACUUUACGGGGACCAACAGCAUCAACAUCUGACUGCUGAGUGUGUGAGACUGUGAACCAGAGACAGUCAGGUGUGUGUGUGUCUGUGUGUGAGACAAAGAGACUGUUUUGUGUUUCGAGAUGAGAAAUGUCAGCGUAGAAGUGCACAUUUCAGGAAGAAAGGAGCAUUAUUAUUUUGUUGUUUCCACUGUAUAUGCAGAAACAGGGAUGGAUUCCUUAUGUAUAUUAUGCAAUGUUUUGCCUUCUUCAUAUACAUAUUGUGGUGCAUCUUAACUUUAAAUACACAUUUCUAUUUGGACCUUAUGACGUGCAGCUAUCUCUGACGUUGCGAUGCAUUUCUGUAUUUAUUUAAUUUUUUAUUCCUUUACUCAUGCACGCUUGCUUUUUCUCAUUUUAUGAAACAAAUGUUUCUUUUUCAAAAUAUUUUUUAUCGUUUAACUGUUUUCCUGUAGCUUGAGGAAAGGCUGUAUCAUGUAAAUACUACAAGAGAAAGAAUAAUUAAAAGUGUGAUUUAAAUUUG